GCCUCGCUAUCUGUAGGCGUCGUGUUCUUACCCUCUUUUCUGGAGGCGCUGCUGCCGCCGCCGCACCCACGUUUAUGUAUUUGUACUAGAGAGGCGGAGUUAAAGGAGGAGGGGUGAAAGAGAAUAUAGAGAGAGAGAAAGAAAAAAGGGAAAGAAAUCGACUAGGGUACCUCUUAAAGGGGGUGGGGGGGAGGCAAUAUCCUUACCACUCAUUUGAAGCAAAAACACAUCGAUAAUCUGCGCGUCACCUCACGUAGAGACUGGCGGCGGUGUUUCUCCCGUGGAAAGAUAAUUCCAUGUGAUAUAGAAGGAAGCCUAAGAAGAGGAAAUCAUUGUCUCUUUGUACAGAAGUUGUGUAUAUGGUAAAAUUAAAGGUUUCCUUCCUCAUAUGUUAAGGAACUUAAAACAACUUGCAAUGAAUGGUGACUCUGGUGUGGGGGUGGUUACUUCCCCACCUCCAACUGCUCCGCACAAGGAGAAGUACUUUGAUCGAGUCGAUGAGAACAAUCCUGAAUACCUCAGAGAAAGGAAUAUGCCACCAGAUUUGCGCCAAGAUUUCAAUAUGAUGGAGCAGAGGAAAAGGGUUUCCAUGAUUCUACAAAGUCCGGCUUUUUGUGAAGAAUUGGAAUCAAUGAUUCAGGAACAACUCAAGAAAGGAAAAAAUCCUACUAGUCUCCUUGCAUUACAGCAGAUUGCAGAUUUCAUGACAACAAAUGUACCUAGUAUGUACCCUGCUGCACCACAGGGUGGAAUGGCUGCAUUGAACAUGAGUCUUGGAAUGGUUACCCCUGUGAAUGAUCUCCGAGGAUCUGAAUCCGUUGCAUAUGAAAAAGGAGAGAAAUUGCUACGUUGUAAGCUAGCAGCCUUUCACAGACUGGCAGACCUCUUUGGAUGGUCACAACUUAUCUACAACCACAUUACAGUCAGAGUCAGCUCUGAACAGGAACAUUUUCUCAUUGUACCUUUUGGACUUCUUUACAGUGAGGUCACUGCAUCUAGUUUGGUUAAAGUUAAUCUUCAAGGCGAUAUAAUUGAUCGGGGCUGCACCAAUUUGGGAAUAAAUCAGGCUGGCUUUACCUUGCACUCUGCCAUCUAUGCAACUCGUCCAGAUGUCCGAUGCAUUGUACACAUUCACACACCAGCUGGAGCUGCAGUUUCAGCAAUGAAGUGUGGCCUACUGCCCAUUUCUCCAGAAGCAUUGGCACUUGGAGAGAUAGCUUACCAUGACUACCACGGAAUUCUUGUGGAUGAAGGAGAAAAGAUUCUAAUACAAAAAAAUCUGGGCCCCAAGAACAAGGUGCUCAUUCUAAGGAACCAUGGUCUGGUUGCUGUUGGUGAAACUAUUGAGGAAGCUUUCUAUUACAUUCACAACUUAGUUGUAGCCUGUGAAAUUCAGGUUCGUACAAUGGCCAGUGCUGGAGGACCUGACAAUUUGGUUCUGCUGGAUCCCGUGAAAUACAAAGCCAAGUCUCGCUGCCCUGAAUCUUCAGGGGGUGAUGAAAAUAGUUCACAUCCCAAAUGGCUGAUUGGGGAGCAAGAAUUUGAAGCUUUAAUGAGAAUGUUGGAUAACCUGGGUUACAGAACUGGCUAUCCUUAUCGUUGUCCAGCUCUGCGAGAAAAAACUAAGAAUCGCAGUGAUGUUGAAAUCCCACCCUCUGCCACAGGUUUUACUUUUCCAGAGGACAGUGACUCUAGCUCUCGCUCCCCUCUCAAGCAAAGUUCUCAGAAACAGCAGCGAGAGAAGACAAGAUGGCUGAAUGCAGGCAGCACAGGCAGAGUUGAUGAAGUGCCUGAAGAAUCUAGGAAUGGUGACAGCCCCAAAUCGAAGACUAAGGUGUGGACGAACAUUACACACGAUCACGUGAAACCCUUGCUGCAGUCUCUCUCGUCCGGUGUCUGCGUGCCAAGCUGUAUUUCCAACUGCUUGUGGAUGAAGGAUGCUGCUGGCCCAAUUCCCAAUCAGUUUGUGCCACUAAACACUGACCCACGUGAGUUCAAAGAGAUGAGGAAUAAGAUUCGAGAACAAAAUUUACAAGAUAUAAAGACCGCAGGUCCUCAAUCUCAAUUACUAUGUGGUGUUGUACUGGAUAGAUCCUUUGCUCAGAAUUUAUCUAUGUGGGAGGAUGCACCUCUCUCAGACUGUACGGAGUUUAUUGAUGGUCUCGAUCUCUCAAAGCAAGCCUUAAAUCCCGCUAACCCUGUUAGAAAGGGCGAAUUGGUGACCGCAUCAAAGGCAAUCAUUGAGAAGGAAUAUCAACCACGGGUGAUUGUGAGCACUGCACCAAAUCCCUUCAACAAACUGACAGACCGUGAACUUGAUGAGUACCGGAAAGAAGUUGAACGAAAGCAGAAGGGGCCUGAAGUUGAGAAUGCUACAGCCCAAAUUGGUGAGACCUUGGCAAAAGUUGAGUUCACUCAAGUGCAUCAAGAAUGUCCUGAUGGCAAGGCAGAUGACAUGGCAAUUAUAUCGCAAAUGCACCCUAUCCUGGAGAAAGUGACUGAUACCGAAGUCGAUCAAAACCAAAGUCUGUCCUCAGUGCAUGAACUUGUUCAUAACCAAGAGGUUUUAGAGUCCCAGUCAGUGGAUGAAAAAGUAAAUGAUCAACAGAGUCCUACAGACCACACACCUACCCGCACUCCUCCCAGCACUCCAACAAAGUUAGAUGAUGAAUUGCAAGUGGAACAGACAUGCAAGGAUGAUAGUGCUGCAACUUUCCAACAGUCCCUGCCAGACCUCACCCCUGAUGAGCCCUCGGAAGCGCUGACCUUCCCGACUUCUGGAAAAGAGGAGUCGGACAGCCCAAGCAAAGAUCUGAGUAGGAAGCUUGAUGAGCUGACCACAGCUGAGCUCCAAGAAGUGCCCUCCACACCACCACCUGAGCAGGUGCCAACGCCACCAGCUGAGGAUGUGGCAGAUGCAGCUAGCGAUGAGUCUCCCAGCAAGUCACCUUCGAAGAAGAAGAAAAAAUUCCGCACUCCCUCCUUCCUGAAGAAGAAUAAGAAGAAAAGUGAAUCCUAAAUAAUACCAAGUUUUUUACCUGGGAAGGCAGGAUGCCCUCAUUUUGCAGAUCGAUUCUAAUUCAUUUCUAGAAUGUACAAGGUUGUAUCGUUUAGUGUUAUGUCUUAUUAAAAACAUCCAUGUAAUGGAAUGCAAAGAAACGUCUAGUAUAGCUUGAUUGAUAUGGAAAGUAACAGGACAUUUUUUUGACAUAAAACAAAAAAAAGGUGCUAAUCCUUUCAGUGCAGUAGGUGCAACCCGCUAAGUGUUUAAUUGCAGCAUGGUUUGCCACUUUGGGGUGAGGUAGAAGAAUAAUGAACCAGAGGAAGCCUUUUUUAAUAAGAUUAUAUUGUAAUGAUGAAUUAAUUGCUUUGUUGACGUAAUAUGCAGAUAUUGUAGUAAUGACAUACAUUUUACUACAGGUGAGACAUCCUGCUUGUGACUGUUAAAUGCCAGCCAUCUGCAAUGCUGCCUAAAUGGUGUGGGGAUGUGUUUUAAGGGAAGGUUAUUACAUGUGACUUGUAAACUGGCACAGAUCAUGAGUUGCUUACUUUAUAAAUGAAUGCUCUAGGUAAAUUGCUGAAUCGUGACUAUCAUCUUUUCAGUUUAAGGCAAAUUUCUCUCCUUGUUUUGUCUGUGCACAAUUUUUAAAGCAAUUGUUGACUGCAGCCCAUUGGUAAACUUGGUACGGUAUCUGUCAACAAUGCUGGGUUCUAUCCUGAGAAUAUUUGCACAAUGAGUUUCCACAUUUUGGAUAUUUCUCAGAGCAAGUUCUUUGGCAUGACCAAUCUUUAUUGCUUUAUGUUCAGGAGCUUAACAUGAAUUGGUUGGGCCGAUCUGGUGACACAUUUAUUCAUUUUUGUUUGCUAUACCAGUCCAAGUACAUUGUGUGGUUGUUUGUAAGGGAAGGAAAAAAAGGUACACAACAUACUCUUCUAUUAGUAAAAUACAGGUUAGAUAAAGAUGAUGGUAAAGUUGUGCUUAAAUGCUGGAAUUGUAUGUAAAACAAAAUUUAGACUUGCAUUUCUGUAGUAUUCUAUUGUAUCUCUAGAGAAAACGCUCCAAUUAUUUUGAAGUGCAGUGAUUGUUUAUGUAGGUAUAUGUGGCAUUUAAAGGAUGUUUUGUUUAGUCAGAAAUUCUGUGUAAUGGCCAACAUGUUGUGUCCCUUUUUUUAAUGUAUUGCUUUAAAAUAUAAAAGAUUCAGCAACAGUUAUUAUGUUUCCUAGAAUUGACAUAAAUAAGAAAUUGGAUAGAAAGGAGGGGGUCAAUUUUUGCCCUGUGCCAAGGCCCUCCACUGUUACUAAUGGAGGAAAGGAAAUUCAUAAAUCCUACAAUGUGAACAAUACAAAUAAAGCCACUUGAGGCCUGUUGUUAAAAAUGGCAACAGCCAAGACUAUUUAGGAUAUGCCAUGUACAUGCUGCCUGACACAUUCUAUCUUCACUAAACAGGGAGUAGAACAACCUCUGCUGAAUGUCCUUAAUUCAUGGUUUUGAUACUGAUAUGAAAAUGUCACAGUUCCACAUAAUUAAAACAUAUGGUUUAUUUCUAACAACUAAUGUUCUGAUCAACUGAAUUUGUCAGAUAAAUAUGAAGAAAAUUGCUUUUAAAUCUUUUGAACAGAUUGAUGGAAACCAACAAAACCCACGAGGGGAGGUAUUGGUGCAAAUAAAUUGCAUCAUUUGGUGCCAACUCCCUACUCCCUUUACACAGAACAUCAGGUAGCACCACCUAUAGCUUCUAGCUGAAAUUCCUCCAUUCCCAUUGGGGAGGCCUUGGUUUGGGUAUCUGUAACUUUUAUGCUGGAGUCUUAACAUGGUUGAUAUGUUGAAACCCAGCUGCUGACUUCCCCUUUCGAAGCAGGUCUGCUGGUGGGUUGAGCAGGGCCAUAGUGGAAGUGGCAGCAAAACAAAAAGCAAGGAGUAUAUUUUGCAAAUAAGAUAUGUAAUGAGGACUGCAUGGCAUCGCUGGCUUUCCGCUUGUAUUUUACCCUUGUAUGACUUCUGUACACUCAGCAAUUUUAAGCUCAUUUUUGUUAAACAGUUAGACUUGUCAGACUUGAAUAUUAACCAUAUGCCACUUCUAAUUAUUCCAAUUUUGAUUCUUGUUUCAGUUCUUAAUCAUCUCCACUUAUAUGAAAGAUUUGUAAACUCUGAUUUUUAUUCUCUUUCCAAUUCUUGUAUCACUACAUGAAGUAUAAGAAUUUAUUACUUUUGAAGAAAUUUAUUAAUUUUGUUUUUAAGUUUCAUUGUAACAUUUGAGUUUCAUCUAUGAAUAAAAUUCUUUCUUUAAACUUUAAA
Molecule: messenger RNA, 5296 nt
Organism: Chiloscyllium plagiosum (whitespotted bambooshark)
Lineage: Eukaryota; Metazoa; Chordata; Chondrichthyes; Orectolobiformes; Hemiscylliidae
Source: RefSeq, a predicted model, not a curated record